Miniopterus natalensis is the source of this 3380-nucleotide messenger RNA. The record is from RefSeq and is a predicted model, not a curated record. NCBI's taxonomy places the organism in Eukaryota, Metazoa, Chordata, Mammalia, Chiroptera, Miniopteridae.
GGAACCAGCCUGCCGGCUGGGAACCAACCAUCCAGCACACCCGUGCCCAAUGCGGCCGGGUCCCCGGAAAGCCAGGCCCGCUGCACGCCCAUGUGGGCCGGCGGCGCUGGGAGCCCUCGACGGGGCACGGCCCCUGCGCCCACCGAUGACCUCUUUGCCCGAAAGCUGCGCCAGCCAGCACGGCCCCCGCUGACACCACAUACCUUCGAGCCAAGGCCAACCCGGGGCCCCCUCCUGCGCAGUGGCAGUGACGCAGGCGAGGCCCGGCCCCCCACGCCAGCCAGCCCUCGAGCCCGUGCCCACAGCCACGAGGAGGCCAGCCGCCCUGCUGCGGUCCCCCCUCGACUCUUCACUGACCCACUGGCACUGCUGGGGCUGCCAGCUGAGGAGCCGGAGCCCUCCUUCCCGCCAGUGCCUGAGCCCCGCUGGUUCGCCCACUAUGACGUGCAGAGCCUGCUCUUUGACUGGGCUCCAAGGCCUCGGGGGACAGGGGGCCACACAGAGGCCAGCUCUGGGACCCUGGCCUCGGCUGAGGACCGGACUGUCAGCUCAGACCUGCUGCUUGAGGCACCUGGUUUUGUGAGUGAGCUUGGGGGUGAAGGUGAACUGGGCCUGGGUGGGCCCGUGUCCCCACCUGUGCCUCCUGCACUGCCCAACGCAGCCGUGUCAGUCCUGGAGGAGCCACAGAACCGAACCUCAGCCUACAGCCUGGAGCACGCAGACCUGGGUGCUGGCUACUACCGCAAGUACUUUUAUAACAAAGAACACCAGAACUUCUUCGGACUGGACGAGGUGCUUGGUCCGGUGGCAGUGAGCCUGCGGCGGGAGGAGAAGGAGGGCAGCGGAGGGGGCACUCUACACAGCUACCGUAUCAUCGUGCGGACCAUACAGCUCCGGACUCUCCGUGGCACCAUCUCAGAGGAGGCGCUGCCACCAGGGCCCCCGAAGGGCCUGUCCCCGCGGAAGCUUCUGGAGCAUGUAGCGCCCCGGCUGAGCCCCACCUGCCUGCGCCUGGGCUCAGCCUCACCAAAGGUGCCGCGUACGCUGCUCACGCUGGACGAGCAAGUGCUGAGCUUCCAGCGCAAGGUGGGCAUCCUGUAUUGCCGGGCGGGCCAGGGCUCAGAAGAGGAGAUGUACAACAACCAGGAGGCGGGACCGGCCUUCAUGCAGUUCCUCACCCUGCUGGGCGACGUGGUGCGGCUCAAAGGCUUUGAGAGCUACCGGGCCCAGUUGGACACCAAAACGGAUUCCACGGGCACACACUCGCUCUACACCACGUACCAAGACCAUGAAAUCAUGUUCCACGUGUCCACAAUGCUGCCGUACACCCCCAAUAACCAGCAGCAGCUCCUGCGGAAGCGCCACAUCGGCAACAACAUUGUGACCAUCGUGUUCCAGGAACCAGGCAGCAAGCCCUUCUCCCCCACCACCAUCCGCUCACACUUUCAGCACGUGUUCCUGGUGGUGCGGGCACAAGCGCCCUGCACUCCGCACACCUCCUACAGGGUGGCUGUGAGCCGCACCCAGGACACCCCGGCCUUUGGUCCAGUUCUGCCCCCAGGUGGAGGCCCUUUCCCCGCCAACGCCGACUUCCGGGCGUUCCUGCUGGCCAAGGCGCUCAAUGGCGAGCAGGCGGCAGGCCACGCACGCCAGUUCCACACCAUGGCCACGCGCACGCGCCAGCAGUACCUACAGGACCUGGCCACCAAUGAGGUGACCACCACGUCGCUGGACUCAGCUUCCCGCUUUGGCCUGCCCUCCCUGGGCGGGAGGCGACGGGCGUCCCCUCGCAGCGCAGGUGCCGAGCUGCAGGCGCCUGGCGCGCUGGUGUGGGGAGUGCGCGCGGCACCGGGGGCACGGGGCUUGGCCGGUGGCCAGGCGGGCAGCGCCGAUGAUGCGGAGGUGCCCUGCCUGCUGGGCAUCUCUGCUGAGGCUUUGGUGCUGGUGGCGCCACGCGACGCCCGCGUAGUCUUUAACUGUGCCUGUCGCGACGUGCUGGCCUGGACCUUCUCGGAGCAACAGCUCGAUCUGUACCAUGGCCGUGGGGAGGCGAUCACCCUGCGGUUCGACGGGCCCCCUGGGCAAGCUGUGGGCGAGGUGGUGGCGCGCCUGCAGCUGGUGAGCCGCGGCUGCGAGACCCGCGAGCUGGUGCUACCCCGCGACGGCCAGAGCCGCCUGGGCUUCGAAGUGGACGCCGAGGGCUUCGUCAAGCACGUGGAGCGCUUCACGUUCGCGGAGAAGGCGGGGCUGCGGCCCGGGCUGCGCUCCGCGCCCAAGGUCUGCAUCACCGUCCUGCCCCCGGACGAGAGCGGCCGGCCCCGCAGGAGCUUUUCGGAGCUGUACAGGCUGUCUCUGCAGGAGCCCAGCCGGCGGGGGGCCCCAGAGCCAGUGCAGGAUGAGGUCCCUGAAGUGGCCCUGAUGCCCAUCACAAAGCAGCUGCUUCACAUGUGCCUGAGUGAUGGCAGCAGUCCGCCAGGGCCCGGAGACCUCGCGGAGGAGAGGACUGAGUUCCUGCACAGCCAGAACUCGCCAUCGCCCUGCAGCUCUUUGUCAGAUGAGGCCCCAGUCCUGCCCAACACUACCCCGGACCUCCUCCUGGCUGCCACAGCCAAGCCACCAGCACCUAGUGCUGGCAGGGAGACACCCCCCACCCAGGAUGGGCCAACCAGCCCCAGUGGUGGUAAGGACAGGGGUGACCUGGCCCCAGAGCUGAGGGACUCCUUCCUGCCACGAACUUUGUCUCUUCGAAACUCCAUCAGCAAAAUCAUGUCUGAGGCAGGCAGUGAAACUCUGGAAGACGAGUGGCAGUCCAUCUCAGAGAUCGCCUCCACUUGCAACACCAUCCUGGAGUCGCUGUCCCGGGAGGGACAGCCCAUCCCAGAGAGUGGAGAUACCAAGGAAACCCCAAAAUCUGAUGCUGAGCCAGAACCUGGGAGCCUGUCCGAGAAGGUCUCUCACCUGGAGUCCAUGCUCAGGAAGCUGCAGGAGGACCUGCAGAAGGAGAAGGCAGACAGAGCAGCCCUGGAGGAGGAGGUUCGGAACCUGCGGAACAACAACCGGCGGCUGCAGGCCGAGUCGGAGAGCGCGGCCACACGCCUGCUCCUGGCCUCCAAGCAGCUGGGCUCGCCCAACACCGACUUGGCCUGAGCCGUCUAGUCCAGCCUUAGCCUGGCUGUGGACCUGCUCAGAACUGCCCAAGUCCUUUAGGGCACCGGGGUCCCACUGGGCCCUGGGCCCCCCUCAGGAACUCUCCCUGCGCAGAGGCGCGUCUUAGCACUGCCCCCUCUCCCCAGCCCAAAGUUUCCUCUACUCCAUUCCUGUUUGUAAAUAUUCUGUGAAGAAAAGGGGACUUCAGGGAGUAAAGAAGCCACUGCUGUUUA